AUGGUGCAGAAAAGGCAGCGGGCAGAGGGAGAGCCGAGCAAGCGCAAGUCGCCUCGCUUCGCGGCUGCGGAGAACCCUGUGAAAGAGGAUAGAGAAGAUCCGGCGGCCUCGGCUGAGAAGCACAAGGAUUCUACGGCUGGCGAUGAGGCGAACCCGAAAGAUCUUUACGCGGUAAGGUUUUUAACCGAGGAAUUUCCUUCAAUUCGUUUUCACCUCAUCUCUUCGCUUCCACUUAGUACGUUUGACAUCGAAUCGCAGGUGCUCGGAGUGAAUCGCGACGCGACGCACGCGGAGAUUCGCAAGGCGUACCACCGCAUGGCGCUUCGGCUGCAUCCCGACAAGAACCCUGGCGAUGCGACGGCCAAGGAACGCUUUCAGGCGCUGCAGCGGGUGUUUGCGGUUUUGGGGGACGCUGAGAGGCGAAAGAUAUACGACGAGACUGGUUGCACUGGCGAUGAGGACGGCGAGGACGGCACUGGACUCUCGGGCAACACGGUUGCAGACCUUUUCAAGUUCUUCCGGACGAUGUAUAGAGAGAUCACAGUGGCUGACAUUGUGGCAUUUGAGAAACAGUACAGGGGAUCGGAGCAGGAGGCCAAGGAGCUGAAGGAGUUGUAUGAACGAUUCAAAGGGCGGAUGGACAUGGUGCUGGAAUGUCAGGUCUGUGCACGGCCGGAGAUCGAUUCUCAUCGCUUCAAGGAUAUACUCGAUGCUGCUAUCGAAUCAGGCGAGGUGAAGGUUACUAAGGCGUACAAGAAAUGGGCUGCGGAAGCUGCCAAGAAACCUGCUCCUGCCGACCCUCUUGCUGCGGACAGCGAAUACGAGAGCAAUCAGGGCCUGAUGGCCGUCAUUCUCAACCGGCAAUCAGCAAGGGCUCAAGCUGCUGAUAACCUGUUUGAGUCUCUGGCAGCAAAGCAUGCACAAGCAUAUGCACAAUCCAUGGCUAGUUCCUGUAGACACAUCUAA
Molecule: messenger RNA, 966 nt
Organism: Closterium sp. NIES-65
Lineage: Eukaryota; Viridiplantae; Streptophyta; Zygnematophyceae; Desmidiales; Closteriaceae
Source: the annotation of a GenBank genome assembly